UCGAUUAUUUUUGAUGAAAAUUUUAAUUACCAUGAAAUUAACAUAAAAUUAAAUGUAAUUUACUAAUAUUGCUAGCGCUUAACUUAUUUCAUGAGUGAGCCGGCCGCCGACGAUUCGAAUUCUAGAAGAUUAUUUGCGUUUUGGUACUGUAACUAUUCAGAUCUCCGUUUCUAGCCCUCUUUCUUUUUCUCCCGCCCAUUCAUUCCAUGAGAGUGACGGAUAAGGUUUCCAAAUAAUGCUCUUCUUUCCGCCAUGGCUAUAAAUACACUUUGCUAUUUUGUAUCAUCGUUUUCCGGCUAGAUUUCUCCUGCAGGAUUGCGCGCAAUUAAUUAAUUUAGGCGGAAUGGAGAGAUUGAGCGCAGUCUCGUGCGUGAUUGUUUUGGGGAUUCUGUUCGGAAAUCGGAGCUCUCGAGCCUUCGAUUGGAAUGAAAUUGAUGCGGCGGCUCCGCCGGCCGGUGCUCUGAUGGUGAAUCUCAGUCUUAUUCAAGGAGCUGAUGCUGAAGGAGCUGUGUGUAUGGAUGGAACAUUGCCAGGUUAUCACUUCCAUCCUGGAUCCGGCAAAGGAGCCACCAACUGGCUUGUCUCAUUGGAGGGUGGCGGGUGGUGCAACGACAUCAGAUCAUGUGUUUUCCGCAAAACCACACGCCGUGGAUCCUCCAAAUUCUUCGAAAAAUCCAUUCCAUUCACAGGAAUACUCAGCAACAAACCUUCCGAAAAUCCAGAUUUCUACAGCUGGAACAGAGUGAAGCUCAGGUACUGCGACGGCGCUUCCUUCGCCGGAGACGCCGAAGACAAGUCCAGAGCCUUGCAAUUCAAAGGACAACGGAUAUUCGAAGUCGCCAUGGAAGAAUUCAUGUCGAAAGGAAUGCGAAAUGCCGACCAAGUUCUUCUCACCGGCUGCUCUGCCGGUGGUCUAGCAACCAUACUACACUGCGACCAGUUUCACGAUUUAUUUCCAAGUAACACGAAAGUGAAGUGCGUGAGCGAUGCAGGCCUGUUUCUCGACGCCACCGAUGUUUCUGGGGGAUGCACUCUACGAAAAUUCUUCAACGGGGUUGUAACCUUACAGGGAGUCGAGAAAAACCUGCCUAAAUAUUGUACCAAUCACCUCGAUCCAACUUCGUGUUUCUUCCCACAGAAUCUGAUUUCCAGCAUAAGAACUCCAUUGUUUGUUCUCAACUCUGCCUAUGAUCCUUGGCAGGUUCAAGAAAGCUUGACUCCACCUCCAGCCGAUCCUAAUGGCGAGUGGCGCGAUUGUAGAAUGAGGAUCGAAAAAUGUUCAGCGUCUCAGAUUCAAUUCUUGCAAGGCUUUAGGAAAGAAAUGCUGAAUGCCGUCAAGGGAUUCGAAGCAUCACAAGAAAGUGGGAUGUUCAUCGACUCUUGUUUUCUUCACUGUCAGUCGGAGACGCAAGAUCGGUGGCUCGGAGAUGGCUCUCCCGCCAUUGACAACAAGGCGAUCGCGAAAUCGGUGGGAGAUUGGUAUUUCGAGAGAGCAAGCGUGAAGGCGAUAGACUGUCCAUAUCCAUGCCAUAAUUCUUGCAACAAGCUCUGAACUGAACUCAACUGGUAAAUUAUUUAUUUAUUUAUAUAAUGUUCAGAAUUGAAUUCUUUUGAUUGCAACUUGGUUUUUAGGUUCCAAGUAUAUAUUGUCUAAGAACAUGCUAUGCAGCUUCCUUUUCGAUUAUUACCUCCUAAACACAAUAAAUUGAAGUUAAAAAA
Messenger RNA from Andrographis paniculata, 1719 nucleotides. RefSeq names its product pectin acetylesterase 12-like. Lineage: Eukaryota; Viridiplantae; Streptophyta; Magnoliopsida; Lamiales; Acanthaceae. Bases 344 to 1552 code for a protein of 402 amino acids. The transcript has 10 exons. Gene Ontology annotation, cellular component: plant-type cell wall. The record is from RefSeq and is a predicted model, not a curated record. Gene Ontology annotation, biological process: cell wall organization. Gene Ontology annotation, molecular function: pectin acetylesterase activity.